Rodentolepis nana is the source of this 3570-nucleotide messenger RNA. The record is from the annotation of a GenBank genome assembly. Lineage: Eukaryota; Metazoa; Platyhelminthes; Cestoda; Cyclophyllidea; Hymenolepididae.
AUGUUUUAUGGUUUAUUGCUGCUUAAAAUUGACGAAUUAUGCUUGAAUAGGGAGAGAGACAGCGCUUUGUUGAGAGCGGAACAAGAGCGUCAGAAGGUUCUCGCACUGGCAGCUGAAGACCACGCCACCGUGCGUGAACGCAUCGUCCUCCUUCAAGAAACGAUCUCAGAUUUGGAAAAAACCCUUGAAAGGACAAAACGUGAGGCGAAAGCGAGAUGUGAAAAGGACGAAGCUGCAUUAAAAACCGCAAAGGAAGAGCUCCAUAAUUGUCUGGAAAAAAUGGAUGAAUUCAAAAAGAAUUACGAGACGGAAGUUGUGAAUCUGCGGGCUCAGGUGAAGUCUCUUGAAGCGGCUCUUGAACGAACAGUGCACGAAAAUAAUGAAGCGAAAAUAAAGCUUCGACUUUAUGAAGAAACAGAAUUUUCACACAGAUCAGAGUUUUCUCGUGCCACGAAACUCCUUCGAGAAGCUGAAGAAGGUCGUAGCAGCCUUCGAAGCGAGGUGGAUGAUCAGCGAAGACAGAUAACCGAGUUGGAAUGCACUAAGAAUGCUUUGGAGGCGAUAGUGCAGGAUUUACGGCGUCAGAUGCGGGAUGCGGAAGUGCAGAGGACAGAUCAAAGUCGAUCUCUGGAUGAAAUGCGUGGCAGACUGGAGGCAAGCGAACUCAGACAGCAUUUUCGUCGUGAUAGCGGAGUGGCAGAUAGCUCUGGCCAGUCACCAUUUCCUUCCUCGAUACCAAUUUCCAGAUCACAUAAUGAUAUCUUGAUAAGUGAUUUGAGGCAGAAACUAACCGAGUAUGAGAUUGCUAAUGCCCGCUUGCAACAGGACUUCGCUGAAUUGAGAACUAACCAACUGGAAGAAGUUAAACAAGAGUGCUCGGCAUUGCGAAAGGAGUUGGCAGAGAGCGAGACCGCUCGAAGGCGGUUGGAGGACGAAUUAUCGAGUUUUCGGAGUUGUGUCGAAGAUGCAGGGGAUCGAUCGCGUUCCCGUCAAUGGCCAACUGGUCUCAACGUCGAGGAGGUCCUACUCGAUUGCAGACGUCUCAAGGAACUCGAGCGAAUCCUCCAGUCACGCUUGGAGUCGGCAGAGCAGGAGAACGCGCAGCUGAAGGCGGCGCUGAAUUUAGCAACGCGACGACUCGCGGCGGCAGAGUUGGAGACGCGAGUGGCCAACGAGGCUCGUAGUGAAGCCGAGUCGCGUCUGUCAGCCAUCCACUCCAUCUUGCGUCGUCUUCUUGGCUUCCACCAGCGUCGCGGUGCCUCGCCAAACCUCAUGCUCCUUUCCAAGCGUCGGCGCCGACCAUUUCCACCAGAUGACAUUGAGACAGGCUACUGCGAUGACCCCGUGAGGCCGCGAGAGGGAUCUACCUCACCUGGAAAAAAACUCGAGAAACCGGAUUCGAAGUCGCAUUCGUCUAAGAGGAGAGGUAGUCAUUUGCCACAAGAGUGGACAGAGGUGGAGUUCGAAGAGAGGCAGCAGGCCAAUUUGACAUCGUCUGUCGACUUGCAUGGCAGUCAAUCCGGUCUCCGCUGUGCACGUGGAGAGCGAUCCCAAUCCUUGACUUCUGACCUUGACCCAGAGGCAGUAGGGUACACCAUUCGAGAAAUGUUAAAUCAGUUAGCGGAACUGGAAAAUGAACGUGAUGAUGCACUCAUGAGCAAACGUGUCUGUGAGGAAGAGCUUCUAACUACCACUUCCCAACUCAACGAACGUUAUGAUGAGAUUCAGCAGCUUCGACAAAUCAUCAAUUCCUUAGAAGAAGAGCAAAAGGCGCUGUCAGAUCAACUACGCGAAUCACGUUCUGAUUUCCAAAACCAGGAUUCGGAGUUGCGGCGGGUGUCGAGGGAGCGAGACGAGGCAAUGGUGCGAAUGGAAGAGCUGCAAAAAAGUUUAAAACUCCUGCGGGAGGAUUCCAGAGCCAUUCAAGAGAGAUUAAACGCUUCGAAGGCGAUGGAAGCAAGGGCUGCUGAAGAACAGAAGAAGGAACUUAGGAUCUCUCUUGAAGAUGCUAAAGAGCGCCUUGCUGUUUCAGAAUCUGCGCGAAAAUCUCUGGAGUCUGAUCUUAGCCACCAAAAGGCGAUAAACACGGAAAAAACAGAUGAAAUUAAGGCUCUGAAGGUUCGAUUGGGUAGUCUGACGAGUACACUAGCGGAGUUGGAGCGCCGAGCAGAGGAGACGACGUUGGCGAUUGAGCGACUGUCUGCUCAACACGAGGAGGCCUCACGAAGGGAGACUGAAGCCCGCUCUCGGGCACAGACAUGUGCUGAUCGAUGUGCAGACUUGGAAACACAGAAUGCACAACUUCAGGAAAGGAUCACAGCUAUUCAGCGCCUUCUGGACAAUGCCGAUCACAACCAGCACCUCCUUCAGGAGCGCUUGGACAGCACGCAAAAGUGUCUGAACGCCAGUAAAGAGCAACUGGAACAGCUGAAUUCGCGUUUUCAGAAACUGCAGGGUCAGCUGACAGACACUGACUUGGCACGCUGUGAGCUGGAGAACCAGAAUCGCCAGCUCACGAGACAACUUGAGGAGCUGGAAUCCCUUCAGAAGGACCUCACUCAUCAAGUCAUCAAUUUAAAGCUUGAGAAAGAGAAAGUACAGACAAGGUUGGAUGAUCUGCAAGGGGCUAAAUCUGAUUUGGAGAAUUCACAAAAGGAAUAUGAGCGCGACAACAAGGAGCUGCGUGAAAAGCUCAAAGAAUUGCAUAUAGAAUUCGAACACAUGGUGAGAGAGAGACUCCGUGAAAAGGAAUUGAACAAUCUGUUGGUAUCGAGUCAGGAGGACAUCCGCAAGCGCUCAAACAAACUGGAGGAGGAGAAUCUGGACUACCGACGCCAGAUACAGAGACUCAAUGCGCAGUUGGCGUUGAGAGAGGAAUCACAUGCCACUCGUCUGGACGAGCUCCUUCGACAGCGCCAUGCACAGAUUGAGAAGGAAUUAGAGAGGAAAUGUAGCGCCUUGCAGCAAUGCGAAAAGUCUCUUCAUGCCAAGGAGCAAAGCCAUCGCAAACGUGUCAAAUCUCUUGAAGAUCAGGCAAGUUCUCCGAUGGCUCUACAACACACCCGAAUGGUGUGUCCUAUUCAACGUAAUUUCCUUGAAUCCUGUACAACUCUUAUUCCACUUCUUCGGAAAGCAAAAUAUUUUGCAACUCACUUUGGAUUUGGCGUGAGAAUGUUGAACGAGCAGCUGUCGCAUGAGGCGACCAGACGUCAGCUCUACAUGUCAACGAGUCGACUGCCAAUCGCUUUUGUGUCCUCGCUGAGUCACCUCCCCUCCACCCUGGCGCACUCCCACGAGGGCCUCUCCUCGCUCUCUCCCGACCUCAGCCGACCAGCUACCGAGGUGCACGACUUCCCCUGGGUAACAUAUCAUGGCGAUAUGGUGGGUCUUAAAUUGCAUGGAUUUAUUGAACUAACUAAAGCUGAGCCUUGGAAUUGACCACCACGUCAGCCACAGGCGACUUCAGCUGUUCAACCACGGAUUGAAACUGUGGGCGACGCGCUUUCUGCUAGUGUCACCGCUCCGAAUGCACCCUGGGCAGAUGCCAGUGUCCAGACGCCCUCUACGUAG